Rotaria sordida is the source of this 2274-nucleotide messenger RNA. NCBI's taxonomy places the organism in Eukaryota, Metazoa, Rotifera, Eurotatoria, Philodinida, Philodinidae. The record is from the annotation of a GenBank genome assembly.
AUGAACAGGCAUUUGCAUGUACAUAGAAGGUCCUCUCAAAAAGAAAAACUAUGGCUCAACAUGCAGUAUCAUCCGAACGGAUUUAUCAAGAGGCCCGGUGAACUCGAAGACGAGCUGAGUGAUCCACCAGUGUCUGUCGAUGAAAACAUAUUGGAUCGUGUACAGGGUUCAAUGACAGGCAUCGCUUUGGGCGACGCUCUUGGCGCUCAUGUUGAGUUUAAGCCUCACUCUUUUUUAGCUGCACAUCCGGUGAAAGAUCUCGUGGGUGGUGGCACUUGGGGACUCAACAAAGGAGAGUUCACUGAUGACACGUCGAUGACUCUAUGUCUAGGAAAUUCAUUGGUGGCACAUCAAGGAUUUUUUCCUUAUGAUCAACUCGUUCGAUACAAAUGGUGGUUUCGAAACGGUUAUAUGUCCGCUAUAGGCAGUUGUUUCGAUAUUGGUGCAUCCACCCAGCAAUCGUUGAUGGAAUUCGAACGUCGUCAAAUCGAAUUCUCUAGAAAAUACAAUAUUUCAUAUGAACGAAUGGACUAUCUAACACCUUCUGAAGUUUCGAAUAAGUUCAAUGUAAUUUGUGGUGGAAAGAAUGUAGCUGGUAACGGAUCUUUAAUGCGACUUGCUCCUGUUCCGUUGUUCUUCUACCGUCAUCCAAAGAAAGCCGUUGAGUAUUGUGGACUCAGUGCAAUAAUUACUCAUGAUGAUCAGCGUGCUUAUGAUGCCUGUCGUUACUACGGCGCUCUAAUUGUGGCUGCUCUCCAAGGUGUGGACAAAAAUGAGCUACUCGACAAGAAUUUUUAUUUCAAGCAUAAAGAUUGGUUCAAUAAUAAGCCACUCCAUUCAGACAUUAUGAAUAUUGCACAAGGAUCUUAUCAAAAGGAGGGUGGAUAUAGUGAUGGCAUUCGAGGCACAGGAUAUGUUGUCAAUGCUCUGGAAGCCGCUUUAUGGGCCUUUUUCUAUGAUAGAAAUUCGUUUGAAUAUGGAGCUCUUGCUGCAGUCAAUCUCGGCGAUGAUACCGACACAACAGCGGCGAUUUAUGGCCAAUUAGCUGGCGCAUACUAUGGUUAUGAUAAACUACCUAAGAAAUGGUUGGAUUUUCUAUAUGGUAAAACUUUUAUACAGUGUCUGAGCAAAUGGAUUGUGUACGAAGGGGAAAGAUGGCAGCCGAAUAGAUUGCCCGAUUUGGUUUCGACUAUUUCUGUCCGUCAACAACGAUUUAAUAGUGCCACCAACUUGUUUAAUAAUCAAAAUACAAAUUCCAACAUGUAUACAACCGCUUCUCAAUUUAAUUCACAGCGAAUUCCUGAAAAAUUUCCUGAAACAAGUCAGGAAUCCGUAUUACAACUCGGUCAUCAAGUAAUGGUUGAAACAGAACCAAAUAAGUACAGAAAACCGAGUCUGAAACCAAUGGCAUCUAGUAAUUUUACUGCAGCUCUUACACCACAGUAUGUUUCUAAUAGCAACAAUUAUUCUCAUUUGCAACCUACUUCAAAUAACUCUAUGUAUUCCAUGCAUCCAAAACCACUUCAAGCUAUGGCUUCUAUGCCUAUGUUUAAAACCACGCACUUUUACAACAAUGUGGAAACAUGUGAAGAUGUUUGUUUUUGGAUUGCAUCUCUUGGUGAGGAAUAUGUGCGUUAUGCGCCUAACUUCAAAAAAAAUAACGUUGAUGGAUUUCAACUUCUCCAUGUUGUUGAUCAGAACAAGCUCAUUCAAUAUGGUGUUCACAAUACAAUGCAUCAACGACGAAUCCUUGAUGUUAGUAAAUAUAUAAGAUGUGAAAAUUUAGCAACAGAUAAAGAUCCAAGUUAUUUACCAAUCGAUGAUCAAAUUUUAAUUUGUCAAUCACAAUCAAUAUCUUCUUAUGAAGCUGAUCAAUUUAAAAUCACAUUAAUUAAUGCCAUAUUAUUUAUAAAUUAUCUAAUACCUAAUCCAACAAUUAUUUGUCUUUUAAAUGAUGGUGCAUCAAGUAAUAUUAAUAUUCAUUCAAUAAAUAAUAAUAUAUUUUUAUUUAUUCAUGAAAAUAUUCUUCAACCAUCUAAUAUUUAUUUAUAUUUAUCAUCAAUAUCAAUUCAAUCAAUAACAAAUCAUAAUAAAAAUUUAUUAUCUAAAAUUCGAAUGAGUUCUUCAUUUGAAAAAUUUUUAUUUAUUGAUGCAGAUAAUGAAAUAGUAUGGGAAUGGCAUAUCCCAUCUACAAAUGGAACAAAUAAAAAAGUUCCAUUUGCUUUUUCUCUUUUUACUCAUAAUAGUCCACAAAAUAAUUGGUAUGAUUCAUAG